Messenger RNA from Aplysia californica (California sea hare), 1743 nucleotides. RefSeq names its product proline-rich extensin-like protein EPR1. The record is from RefSeq and is a predicted model, not a curated record. The transcript is spliced from 2 exons. Lineage: Eukaryota; Metazoa; Mollusca; Gastropoda; Aplysiida; Aplysiidae. The annotation marks the transcript as partial.
CCAUCUUCCUCACCACCAUCUUCCUCACCACCAUCUUCCCCACCACCAUCUACACAACCACCAUCUUCAACUGAACCGUCUUCCCCACCACCAUCUUCCUCAUCACCACAGUCAUCCCUUGAACCAACCUCUCCCCCACCAUCUUCCCCACCUUCUUCGCCUGAACCGUCUACCACAAAACCAUCUUCCUCAUCCCCAUCUUCCCCCCAACAAUCUUCCUCUGAACCAUCUUCCCCACCACCAUCUUCCUCUGAACCAUCUUCCCCACCACCAUCUUCCUCUGAACCAUCUUCCCCUGCUCCACCUUCAACAAUCUUCUCCCAAGCACCAUCCUCAACAUUCUCUUCUCUUCCUCCUCCUUCAACAACAAUGUUUGCCUCCACACCAGUCCCGCCUGCAUCCUCCUCCCCCUCCUCCUCCUCCUCCUCCCCCAUCUCAGAAUCACCCAGUAUCGCCCCCACCAUUUCAAUAGAGAUGCCCCUACCAACACCAACGUUCGCCGAGAUAUCACCAUCACCACCCCCUGUGUCAAUCGACCCCUCAAGCGUUUCACCAUCAGCUCCAGCUAGCUCGACUGUCAGAAACACUACACUUGUAUCAUCAACAUUGACACCUCCGAGGCUAACACCGCCAGCAACUGAGAACCAGGAGCCAGAACUAGCCACAGCUGCCGUACCUGAACCACCGUCUCCGCAGCCAAUUCUACCUGAGCCUACAACCGUACCUGCCCCCAUCCCUGUCACGCAGUCACCUGCCCCAACGGUUAAGCCUUCACCAUCGCCUGCACCGAUAUCUGACCCCACACAACCACCUGCAUCACAAAUAAACACCACCAAGGCAUCAACACUUACAGUUAACCCAUCAUCCCCACCUGCACCAAUAUCUGACGCCACACAACCACCCCAAGCUCCAACUGUUAACCCUACACAGCCACCUGCAGCGAUUGUCAACUCUUCAGCAUCAGCACCAAAAGCUGACACCACCAAACCACCUGCACCGAUCUCUAAUCCUACACAACCGCCUGCAGAACAAUUAGGCACCACCAAGGCACCUGGACCAAAUGAUAAUACCACACAACCGCCUGCCCCGAUAUCUGGUCCCACACAACCACCACCAACUCCAAUUGUUGACCCUACACAACCACCUGCACCUAUAGUUGACAUCACUGAAUCACCUGCCCCGAUAUCUGACCCCACAAAACUGCCAGCACCAAUACCUGACGCCACUGAACCGCCUUCACCACAAUUAGGCACCACCAAGGCACCGGAACCAAAUGCUAAUAUCACACAACCUCUUGCACAGGUAUCUGAUACUACACAACCACCACCAGAACCAAUUGUUAACCCUUCACAGCCACCCACACCCACAGUUAACUCGACUGAACCUCCUGCCUCAGUCUCUAACCCAACACAGCCUCCUGUCCCAGUCUCUAAUCCAACACAGCCUCCUGUCCCAGUCUCUAAUCCAACACAGCCUCCUACACCAGUCUCUAACCCAACACAGCCUCCUGUCUCAGUCUCUAAUCCAACACAGCCUCCUACACCAGUCUCUAACCCAACACAGCCUCCUGUCUCAGUCUCUAAUCCAACACAGCCUCCUACACCAGUCUCUAAAACCAACACAGCCUCCUACACCAGUCUCUAACCCAACCCAACCUCCUGCCCCAGUCUCUAAUCCAACACAAUCACCUGCUCCAGUCUCUAAUCCAACACAAUCACCUGCUCCAGUCUCUAAUCCAACACA